AUGGCCACCUCCGAGCCGAAGCCCGCCGGCUCGCCCGCCAAGGUCGAUGCAAAUAAUAAUGCAACUGCCCCACCCGCCGCCCCUUCGGAAAGCCAGGCGACCGUCGUCGCGCUGGCCAACAAGUACCGCGCGGAGUUCGAGGAGACGUUCGAGGGCCUCCGACAGCGAGCCGUCAAGCUCCAGAGCGACGCCCCGCAGUUCAUCAACGAGACCCAGGCCAGCGUCGAGCCGUACAAGCAGGAGUUCAUCACCACUGUGCAGGCCACUGUUGGCGCUUCGGCCGGUGUGACGAUGGUGCUGGGCCUGCUCACCGGCUACCUGACGAUGCCGUACCUGCUGCUGUCGCUGCUGUACGCCGCCGCGACGGCCGUCUGCCUCCAGUACAUGUACAAGAACGUCAUAAAUGACUCGACGCCGACGUACGCGUACCAGCUGUGGCUGCUCGUCUCCUUCCGCGCCUGCCAUAUGCUGUGCCAUCUACUGUACGACAAGGAGUCCUUCAUCGACCUGCUCGACGACGUAUUCCCCACCCUACCGACUUCCUACGAGCGUCCCCUCCUGCCUUUCGAGCUCCGUUUUGGCGCCUCGAUUCGUCAGCUUCUUCAA
Mesorhabditis spiculigera is the source of this 606-nucleotide messenger RNA. Lineage: Eukaryota; Metazoa; Nematoda; Chromadorea; Rhabditida; Rhabditidae. The record is from the annotation of a GenBank genome assembly.